UUUGGAGGUAAAGAAUAUGCUGCUCACAGCAAUGAUAUUUAGCAAGAUGGAGUGUACUACUCCAUGGAAACUGAAACAUAAAGCAAAGUUCUUUAGGUUAGGUGUAGAGAGUAAGCCACAGCAUCAUGCCAAUGAAAUGAGUCAUGCACAAGGUUACUGCUCCAUUAAAAAACGAGCACUCCAUAACCCUUUGCGUUGUAAGUACAAUAUUGACAGCUGGUUUGGAUAAAUCAGAAGAGUUUGUCCUGAAAAUUUAGGGUUUGGCCCCGUUGAGUUCUUAGGCUUGUUUGGCAUGUUACUAACUAUUGAAUUCCCGUAGAAGAGAAUCUGUAGCCUUCUUAUUUUAGUGCACGAUAUAAAACAUACCUUAACAAUCUUAGGCACCGUCUGAUUCUCAUGAGAUUUUUUUUGGAUUGUCUUAGAUUUUGUGAUAGCUAUUUAACGAUACAAAUGAAUGAAUUACCUACUACUACAUAAUCAUUGAAAACUUCUAGAAAAGAUAUUCUAAGGAACUUGUAUAUAGAAAAUUUUGUACAUGUAACACAGCGAUUGUGAGUUUAGAAAGCUUGCCGACAAUAAUUCAAAAUCUAGAAUGCGAAUUGGAUGUUACUCCACCACAGCUUCAACUCUAUCACUCCUUAUUUUUUUACUUCUGCUUAUACUUAUAAACCAAGAUUUAAAUUUUUACCUUAAACUUAGAGUUAAUUUUAUGGUUUUUUCACCGAAGUUUAUUUUUCACUCUUGCCUUUUUAGAUUACUGAGAAUAUGCAUAUAAAAUCUUUAUUUAUAAAUUAUUUCUUAUUUACAAAUAUGUUGUUGGGCACCCUAUCAAUUUUUAGAACCACGGUAGUAAAUAACUUGGGAUCACUGUCACUUGGUGCUACUCCUUGUUAAACCUGUUUGGAACAUGAGAACUGAACCAUUUCAAGCGAAACCUGCUCCAAAACCCGAUAGUGGAGUACCUGUAUUGGUUCCUCACUAACGGUAAUAUAAGAAUCGCAAUCAAACAGCAAAAUCUAAGGAGAAGCAGAGGAAGACAUCAGCAGCACUGCAGCAGCUCUUCUCUUCCUCUGCAGCUCGCAUUCUCUCUCUCCUCUGCAAAGCCUGCAACGCCUGCUGCUGCUGCGGUUUCUCUCUCUAGCUCAGCUGCUGCAGCUGCAGUGCUGCUCCUGCUGCUGCUGCCUCUUCUGUCCCUUCCCCCAACCUCUUUUGUCCGUUGCAUUGCACCUCCAUUAAUCCGAGCAGAGAAGGAGAUGCAUCCGUCACGCUCGCUGCACGCCAAGCCGCCAAGAAGCCACCACCACGCGCGCUCGCGCUCCCAGCUGCCGCCCGCCGCCAACCAAGAUUUCCAGUUCCAGUUUCAGCUUCUCCCCAAGGUGUUUCAGUUCCACAUGGACGGCGGCGGCGGCGGCGGUGAAGGGCGGGUUGUGGAUGCGGAUCGCGGCGGGAAGUUGCCGGAGAAGAAGGUUCUUGCUCAGCUGGACCAGGUGAGGCUCAGCAUUGCGUCUAGUGAGGACGAGGAGGGGGACGCAACGCCUAGGAGCUCCUUCUCCGGGGCGAGCCACCCGCCGGAGCCGGUCGACGAGAUGGAUACCGUGUUCGUUGCGGUGGAUGGCCGGGACAAGCCGGCCAAGCCGGUGAUCGUGUGGGACGCGUCCCCGACGCAGAGCGGCGCCGCGAGCCCGCACAGCAGCAUCGACAGCUCCGGCGCCGCGGCCACGGUCACCAGCAUCGCGCCCAGCUGCACCGUCACAAGCCUCAGCGCCAAGACCAGCGUCAGCAGCAGCGCGGCCAGCGACGGCAGCGGCUGGAGCCACAGCACGGCCGGCGCCGGCGCCGGAACCGGCUCCGGCGGGAAGCCGCACAAGGGGGGCGACCCGAGGUGGAAAGCGAUCCUCGCGGCGCGCGCCCGGGACGGCCCUCUCGCCAUGGGCAACUUCCGGCUGCUCCGCCGCCUCGGAUGCGGCGACAUCGGGACGGUGUACCUGUCCGAGCUGAGCAACGGCGGCGGCGCUGGCGCGGUGAGGCCGUGGUUCGCCAUGAAGGUGAUGGACAAGGCGUCGCUGGAGAGCCGCCGGAAGCUGAGCCGGGCGCAGACGGAGCGGGAGAUCCUGCAGCUGCUCGACCACCCCUUCCUGCCCACCCUCUACUCCCACUUCGAGACGGAAAGGUUCGCCUGCCUCGUCAUGGAGUUCUGCCCCGGCGGCGACCUCCACGCCCUCCGGCAGCGCCAGCCCGGCAAGCACUUCCCCGAGCACGCCGCGAGGUUCUACGCCGCGGAGGUGCUUCUUGCGCUGGAGUACCUCCACAUGCUUGGAGUGGUGUACCGAGACCUCAAGCCGGAGAACGUCCUGGUCAGGGACGACGGCCACAUCAUGCUCUCCGACUUCGAUCUCUCGCUCCGCUGCGCCGUCUCGCCGACGCUGGUCAAGUCAUCCCUGAGCUCCGAUCCCAAGAGGGCCAGUGCGCAGUCAUGCGCCCAACCUGCUGCUUGCAUCCAACCUACGUGCUUCAUGCCCAAGCUGUUCGGCCAGAAGAGCAAGAGGUCCAAGAGCAGCCAGCCGAGGCAGAGGCAUCAGCAGCAGCUGGCCUCGGCGUUGCCGGAGGUCGUCGUGGAGCCGACCGGCGCGCGGUCGAUGUCGUUCGUGGGGACGCACGAGUACCUGGCGCCGGAGAUCAUCAAGGGGGAGGGCCACGGCAGCGCGGUGGACUGGUGGACGUUCGGCGUGUUCCUGCACGAGCUCAUGUACGGCAAGACGCCGUUCAAGGGGCAGACGAACCGGGCGACGCUGUUCAACGUCGUCGGGCAGCAGCUCCGGUUCCCGGACUACCCGCCGACGAGCAACGCCGGCAGGGACCUGAUCAGGGGCCUGCUGGCCAAGGAGCCGCAGGCCCGGCUCGGCGUGAAGCGCGGCGCGGCGGAGAUCAAGCAGCACCCCUUCUUCGAGGGCGUCAACUGGGCGCUCAUCCGAUGCAGCACUCCCCCCGGCGUGCCAAGGGCCGUCGAGCCCAUCGUCGUCGCCGCCCCGCCGUCCAAGCCGCCGCCGCCGCCGGUAGUCGACACCGUGCAGAUGACAAUGCACAGCAACAUCAACAGCAACAACAGCAGCAGCAACAGGAUGAUGGCAGGGCCGCCAGAGGUGGAGUCUGGAGGCAAAUACCUGGACUUUGAGUUCUUCUAGCAAGGUGAAUGCAAAUCUGCCAAUAUUGCAGCCAGCACGUAGCUGAGUUGUUUUAGAGCAAAAAAAGAUGAAGUUUUUAACCAUACUUGUUGUAGUUUGAGUUGUAACUGUAGUCACUAGUCACUCCCAUACUUUGCACACUUGGGAAAAAUGACUUGUUCCUAUCUAACCAGAUGGUUGUGCUGCUGUAUUUUCCUCAUGUGGUCUGCUGCAAUUCUGUCACAGAUGAACUAUAGUUACAGUAAAUUCUCUGGUAGGCUAAUGGAGUACCAAAAGUUUCCA
Oryza brachyantha (malo sina) is the source of this 3464-nucleotide messenger RNA. Its product is annotated as serine/threonine-protein kinase D6PK-like. The coding region runs from base 1254 to 3182 and encodes 642 amino acids. Gene Ontology annotation, biological process: protein phosphorylation. NCBI's taxonomy places the organism in Eukaryota, Viridiplantae, Streptophyta, Magnoliopsida, Poales, Poaceae. The record is from RefSeq and is a predicted model, not a curated record. The transcript is spliced from 2 exons. Gene Ontology annotation, cellular component: cytoplasm; plasma membrane; nucleus. Gene Ontology annotation, molecular function: ATP binding; protein serine/threonine kinase activity.